GCAGUUACGCUACGUUUGGUCUUUCUGAGCCACCGUACCUCAGCAGCGGUCUGUGUGUUUCUGUGCUGCGGAAAUGAAAAUAUUCUCCUGAAAUUCAUCACCAACAACCUGGAUAUUUUACUAAAAGCAAUGUUAAACUGCUGAAAGAGGUGAAGCAGAAGCCGUCCUGAAGAAUCUCCAGAACACGCAGAAAUUGUUGCAUUUAACAGACAAAUGAAGCCAAGUCCUGACAUGGAGAAACAUCAGCACUCUGUCAAGAGUUUAAUUAAACAGAGUAAUCUCAAAAAACACCAGCAUAUUCACAAAGGAGAGAAACCGUAUCACUGCUCAGACUGUGGGAAGGGUUUUACUACACAGAGUAAUCUCAAACAACACCAGCGCAUUCACACAGGAGAGAAACCAAAUUACUGCUCAGACUGUGGGAAGAGUUUUACUCAACAGAGUCAUCUCAAAAUACACCAGCGCAUUCACACAGGAGAGAAACCUUAUCACUGCCCAGACUGUAGAAAGAGUUUUAGUCGACAGAGUCACCUCAAACUGCACCAGCGCAUUCACACAGGAGAGAAACCGUAUCACUGCUCAGACUGUGGGAAGAGUUUUACGGAUCAGAGUAGUCUCAAAAAUCACCAGCGCAUUCACACAGGAGAGAAACCGUAUCACUGCUCUGACUGUGGGAAGAGUUUUAAUCUAUUGAGUACUCUCAAAAUCCACCAGCGCAUUCACACAGGAGUAAAACCAUAUUACUGCUUACAGUGUGAGAAGUGUUUUUCAAAAGCGAGUCAUCUCAAAAAUCACCAGCGCAUUCACACAGGAGAGAAACCUUAUCACUGCUCAGACUGUGGGAAGAGUUUUAAUCAUCAGAGUAAUCUCAAAAAUCACCAGCGCAUUCACACAGGAGAGAAAACUAUCCCAAAUCUUUUCCACUGCAAUUAAAAGUGCAAAUCCUAAAUCUUUCAGACAGAACACCUUAUCCUACACAAAUGUUUCACUUUGUCACUUGGGACACGUUUCACCAGUGGAUAUAGCGGGAUAUUUGGUUGUUGUAUUACUCAAGAUUUAUACUCGUUUUCUUAUUAGUCGUGAUGGGUAGAUGAGGCGCCAUGAAGUGUUUCGACCCAUAGGGAACCUGUAUUGAAACUGUCAAGUCAAGUCAAGUAGUUUUAUUGUCAAUACUGCAUGUGUACAGGACAUACAGAGAAUUGAAACUACGUUACUCUCCUUCCCAAUUUUACAGCUAGUACAGAUAAUAGAUAUAAUAAAGGAGAAUGGGAGACACUAUGUGUACAAUACAGCAGGGACACAAAUAGACAUACAUGAGACAAAAACAAGGUGCAGUAGUGUGGGGGAGAAAUAGAUAUAAAUAUAAGUUAAAAAAAAAGAAAUAGAUAUAUAAUAUAAAAGAGUGGGAGACACUAUAUGUACAAUACAACAAGACACAAUAAACAUACGUAAGACAAUAGUGCAAUAAUGAUGGUGAUUGAGAUGGAAUGACAGUAUAAAUAGUAAAUAACAGUAGUGCAAAUAGGGUAUAUCGUAUAUAGCUUAAGGCUGGUAAAGUGAAUGGGUGCCUAAGUCCUUAAAGUUCACAGUUUAAUUAAGUGGAAUUAAAGUGCGUAUUGACAGUGCAAGUAUAGCAGUAGUGCAGGUAUUGUGUAGUGCGAGUCCGUUUGGAAGGGACCAGUACUUUGUGCAUUGUAGUGCAGAGUUUCAGUACUGUAUUAGUGGGGGGUCAGGAUGCUGAGUGAGUGUGUGCUGGGGGCAGGAUUGGGAUGGGGGGUAGACCAGGAAGAGAGUUCAGCAUCCUCACAGCCUGAUGGAUGGGGCUGUCUCGCAGUCUGCUGGUCCUUGCCCCGAGACUCCGCAGUCUCCUCCCUGAUGGCAGCAGGCUGAAGAAGCUGUGUAGUGGGUGGGAGGGAUCUCCUGCCAGACGGAGGGCUUUCCGUGUGAGGCGGGAGCUGUACAAGUCCUGAAGGGAGGGGAGAGAGAUGCCAACAAUCUUCUCAGCUGCUCUCACAAUGCGCUGGAGGGUUCUGCGGCAGGAUGCUGUGCAGGCCCCGUACCACACGGUGAAACAGCUGGUCAGGAUGCUCUCGAUGGCCCCUCUGUAGAAGGUGGUCAUGAUGGGGGUGGGGGCUCCAGCUCUUCUCAGCUUGCAGGGAAAGUAGAGAUGCUGAUUUGCCUUCCUGGCCAGUGACGCUGAGUUGGUGCUCCAGGAGAGGUCCUCUGUGACAUGCACACCCAGGAACUUGGUGCUGCUCACCCUCUCCACAGCAGUUCCGUUGAUGAACAGAGGAGUGUGCUGUGUGUGAGUUCUCCUGAAGUCCACAACAAUCUCCUUGGUCUUCUCUGUGUUCAGAGAGAGAUUGUUAUGUUUGCACCAGGUGGCCAGGCGGCUCACCUCGCUCCUGUAGUGUGACUCAUUGUGUUGCUGAUGAGACCCACCACUGUCAUGUCAUCUGCAAACUUGACGAAGAGGUUGGAGGUGUGUGCUGGUGUGCAAUCGUGGUUCAGCAGAGUGAACAGAAGGGGGCUCAGCACGCAUCCUUGGGGAGCCCCUGUGUUCAGUGUGGUGAUGCUGGAUGUGCUGCUGCCAACCCGCACUGCCUGUGAUCUUCCAGUCAGGAAGUCUAACAGCCAGUUGCACAGUGAAGUGCUCAGCCCCAGACUGUCCAGUUUGUGUAUGAGCUGUUGGGGGACGAUUGUGUUGAAUGCUGAGCUGAAGUCAACAAACAGCAUUCUGACGUAGGUGUUCUUCUUGUCUAGGUGUUUGAGGGCUGAGUGCAGAACAGUGGAGAUGGCAUCAUCAGUCGAGCGAUUUGACCGAUAUGCAAACUGGUAGAGGUCCAGGGAGGGGGGGAGCGAGGACUUGAUGUGAUGCAUGACUAGUCGUUCGAAGCACUUCAUGAGGAUGGGGUGAGUGCAACUGGACGAUGGUCAUUGAAACAGGAUGGCGAUGCCUUCUUUGGGACAGGGAUGAUGGUGGUGGCUUUGAAGCAUGUGGGAACCACCGCCUGACUCAGAGAGGUGUUAUGGAAGUCAGUAUAAACCUCUGCGAGUUAGUGAAUGUGUUUGGAAUGAGUAUGCUUGUGGACUGUUUUUUUUUCCAAAAUUUUUUUGGGUGUAUACCUGAGUUUAUCCUGGGUGUAUUUGGGACUUCAUUCUCAUGUUUGGCGCUAUAAUGCCUCAGCAUUGAGGGGGUGGACUUGUUUAAAUAGGACAGUUCUGUCAAACAAAUGUGACAUUUAACCUGCAGAACAUAAUAUGAAUAGUAAGCUAAGAGUCAAUUUGAGAUGAAUUUGGAUUCAGAUAGAUCAAGUUGAAGCUCUGAAAGGAACCAAAUUAAACAACAAGCAAUUAAACAAAUACCUUAUUGUCUAAUGUAAGAUCAAAAUGGUCCCACACAGCAGAAAACUUUCUUUUUACUUGAGGCUGUUCCAUAGUUUUAGAUGAAAAAGAUGAUGUAUCGCUAAAGUGUAUUGAAUUUUUUUUGGAAGAUGCAUCCCGACGGAUGCACUUCCUUUUAAACACAGUUUGACACAUUAAUGUCCUUUCGAAACUGUUUGAGUAUCGGUCAUGUGACUUGCUGAAAGAGAUGCGUGCACUGACGUGGGGUUUGCUCUAGGAGCUCGGCGCAUGUGCCGACGCAUCACUGUUGCCGAACCCAUCACUACUUAUUAGAUAUCGUAUCUUGUUUUUAUAAUCUCCAAAGUUACUUAGAAUAUCCAAUUCAUUUAGUUCCUUCAUUGUUUUUAUCCAGUACCAAAUGUUAUCUUUGUAUUGCUUCACCUCUAUAUUUACUCAUCUGUUUGUUUAAAUAAACAGCUUUUAUAUUGCAUAUCUGCAAUCUCUGUGGUUUCUCAACAUAUGGUUGACAUGAAACCUAUAGGCCUAAGAUUGUCUUAUGUUAUUAUUUGUUAAAUACUCAAAGUCGCCCAAAGGAGAAAUGCAGUGUGAAAUGGAUUUGGUUAAAGUGAGACAUAAUAGUCAGUUUCAGAUUGAAAUUUAGAAAGAAAUUGAUUUUUUUUUUAUGUUUCAGACUUAAAAUGGUUAAAUAAACAUUUACUUCCAAUAGUAGAGUAGCAUGUGUGUAUCACUUGUAUUCCUAUGUUUAUAAAGUUUUUUUUUUAUUGUGAAUGCUUAUGUGUUGUGUUUUUUUUUUCCUGUUUUACUGACUAUUAUUAUUGGUAGCUAGCCUAGCUAUAGGUUUAGACCACAGCAUUAGGAUUCAAGCAGAUUUUAUUGUCAUUCGCAUCACAUGUGGAACGAAAUUGUGAUCUCACGAUCCAGUUUACACCCAAGAGCUGUUGUUAAAAUAGAUAUAUAGAUAAAAUAAGAUAGCAAAAUAAAAUAGAGUAUACAAAAUAGAUAAAGAUAAAUACCCCCAAAAACAUAAAUAGAGAGAGUACACAGGUAGCAGCAACAUAAAGUCCAGAGUGCAAGUGUGCUAUGGCAGCAUGAUAAUGAAAUUAGAGCAGUAAAAGAUAAAGUGUCUCAGUGCAGUUUAAAGUGACAGUGUUUGUAAACAGUAAUUUGUCCUUGUGUGUCAGUGCAGUAUGUUGUUUAGGUGGAGUUUAAGAACCUUACAGCUAUUGGAAUGAACCUGUUUCUGAGUCUGGUUGUUUUGCACUUGAUGUUCCGCAGCCUCCGUCCUGAGGGGAGUGGGACAAAAAGUGAGUGUGCCGGGUGGGUGGGAUCCUUCCUGAUGCAGGUGGCCCUCUUCCUGCAUCUGGAGGUGUAGAUGCUGGGAGGCUCCAAUAAUCCUCUGUGCAGCAUUUACCACCCUCUGCAGAGCUUUCCUGUCUGCAACAGAGCAGCUUCCAUGCCACACAUUGAUGCUGGAGUACAUGACUCUCUCCACCACACAUCUGUACGAGAAGGUGAGGACUACGCUCCAGAGUCCAGCUUGUCUCAGCCUCCUGAGGAAUUAGAGCCGCUGAUGUGUCUUCCUGACCAGAGUGGAAGUGUUGCUCCAGGUGUGGUUGCUGCUCAGGUGCACAGCCAAGUACCUGUAGCAGUCGACCACUUCCACCGCAGAUCCUCCAAUGUGCAGGGGGAUGUGGGCAUGCUGGCCCCUUCUGUCCACAAUCAUCUCCUUCGUCUUCUUUACGUUGAUGUAGAGGUUGAGACCCAUCACUGCGGAGCUCUUGGGGACUGGGAUGAUGGUGGCAGUCUUCAGGCAAGUGGGGACAGCUGCCUGGAUUAAGGAAGCGUUGAAAAUGUACGCCAGAACUUAUUGAGAGCCUCAGGCAGGGAUGGGUCUUUGGAGCUUUGUGCAGCGUUGGAUUUGUAGUCCGUGAUGCACUUGAUGCCCCUCCACAUGCUCUGUGUCUCCUGGGAGGAAAAGUGUCCCUGGAUUUUCUGAGCAUAUGCAGCUUUUGCCCUGCUAAGUCCAACAGUCAGCUCUCUUAUAGCCCUCCUGAGUUCAUCUGAGUCACCGGACCUGAAGGCAGUACCCCUGACUUUCAACAGAGAACGGUCCUCUGCGUUCAGCCAGGGCUUCUGGUUCGGGUAGCAAGUCAAAGUCUUGGUGGCAAUGACAUCCUCCACACACUUGCUGAUGUACCUGAGAACAGUAGAUGUGUAUUCCUCCAGAUCCUGCUCCCCCUCACACUCAGCAGCCUCUCUGAAGACCUGCCAAUCUGUGCAGCCGAAGCAGUCCUGCAGCACAGCGUCGCCAUCACUUGGAGCGCGGUUUGGAGCGCCACAGCGGGGGAUGGUAUGCGGGGACCAGCAUGACAGAGAUGUGGUCGGAGAGCCCAAGGCGGGGGAAGGCUCUGUACGCGUCCCUCGUGUUGGUGUAAACACGGUCCAGCAUGUUAUUACCUCGCGUUGGGAUGUUCAUGUGUUGGUAAAACCUUGGCAGCGUGUUCUUCAGUUCUACUGGGUAAAAUCCCCCGCUACCAUGUAGAACGCGUCCGGAUGCUUGUUCUGAAGCGAGCUGAUGUCAUAAAGCUCCUUCAGCGCGUUGUUAGCAUGAGCAUCUGGUGCCAUAUAAACCUUGAACACCGCCAAAAGUUAAACACAUGCUACUCUACCUUAGGAAGUAAUUGUAUAUUUAACCGUUUUAAGCCUGAACCAUUAAAAAAUAUAUAUUUCUCUCUGAA
Messenger RNA from Astyanax mexicanus (Mexican tetra), 6104 nucleotides. RefSeq names its product zinc finger protein 239-like. Gene Ontology annotation, biological process: regulation of transcription by RNA polymerase II. The record is from RefSeq and is a predicted model, not a curated record. Lineage: Eukaryota; Metazoa; Chordata; Actinopteri; Characiformes; Acestrorhamphidae. Bases 214 to 933 code for a protein of 239 amino acids. Gene Ontology annotation, cellular component: nucleus. The transcript is spliced from 2 exons. Gene Ontology annotation, molecular function: DNA-binding transcription factor activity, RNA polymerase II-specific; RNA polymerase II cis-regulatory region sequence-specific DNA binding.